CUAAAAGUUAAUGUCUCGUAUGUUUUUCUACAAAGUGAAUAUGUGUGUUAGAGAUUAAUUGAAAAUUUUAUCCAGAACAAUGGUUAGACAUAAUAAUCAGUUAGAAAAUAAUCUACCGCAAUUGCAGUAUUUAUUGAAGAAAGAUCCAGAAUCCUAUAAAGAUGAUUUCCACACUCAAUACAACAGUUUUCAAGGAAUGCUGGAGGUUUUUUGUGGAACACCUGAACAACCAAAUAAGAAAUUGGAGGAUAUGGUAAUGUUCGUAGCUCAAGUAGUUCAAUGUUAUCCAAAAGAAUUAGAACAUUUUCCAAAACAAUUGAUAGAUAUUUUGGAAAAAUAUGAUACUGUUUUAUACAAAGAUAUGAGGAUGCAGUUGUGCCGUGCUUUAGUUUUAUUGAGAAAUAAGCAAUUACUGCUGCCUAAUGACUUGUUGGAAUUAUUUUUCAAGUUAUUGAGAUGUGACGAUAAGAAUUUGCGUGAUUAUCUUCAAACUCAUAUAAUUACAGAUAUUAAGAAUUUAAAUGCUAAACAUAAAAAUGCCAAGUUGAAUACUUCAUUGCAAAACUUCAUGUUUACAAUGUUGAAGGAUUCCAAUACUAGGGCUGCAAAGAUGUCAGUAGAUAUAAUGAUAGAGUUAUACAAAAAAAAUGUUUGGAAUGAUACCAAAACUGUUAAUGUAAUUGCUACAGGGUGUUUCUCUAAGAUAACCAAAGUAAUGGUUGCUUCUUUGAAAUUUUUCCUAGGAAAAGAUGAAGAUGAUAAAUCAGACAAUUCAGAUUCAGAUGAAGAUAUUGACCCUAAAGAAGUAAUGAUGGCAAAUAAGGUCAAUAAAAAAUCAAGAAAGAGGGAUAAGAAUUUAGCCAAAGUGAAAAAAAUGGCAGCAAAAGCAUAUAAAAAGAAAUCCAAGAGUGAAUCUUUUAAUUUCUCAGCAUUACACUUAAUCCAUGACCCACAAGGUAUGGCUGAAAAGUUGUUCCAUCAGUUGGAAACUACAACGAAGAGGUUUGAAGUGAAAUUGAUAACCUUGGAUGUUAUAUCACGUCUCAUUGGUUUGCAUCAAUUAUUUUUAUUCAAUUUUUAUGGAUAUAUUCAGAGAUUUAUGCAGCCACAUCAAAGAGAAGUCACCAGGAUUUUGCAGUUUGCAGCACAAGCAAGUCAUGAGUUAAUACCUCCAGAUAUAAUUGAACCUGUUCUUAAAACUUUGGCAAACAAUUUCAUUACAGAGAGGAAUUCUUCAGAUGUUAUGGCAAUUGGUUUGAAUGCUGUCAAAGAGAUUUGUUGUCGUUGUCCACUUGCAAUGAGUGAGGAUUUACUACAAGAUUUAGCAGAAUAUAGGAAUUAUAGAGAAAGAGCAGUAAUGAUGGCUUCUAGAGCACUUGUUCACUUAUUCCGUAAUAUAAGGCCGCAGUUGUUACGUAGAAAAGAUAGAGGUAGACCUACAGAAGCCACAGAAGAACUCACUGAAAUGAAAUAUGGUGGAACAGAAGCACCAGAUUAUGUUAAAGGCGCAGAUGUUUUAUUAACCAAUCACAAAGAAGAAAUAGAAAUCAAUUCAGACUCUGGUUCUGAUGAUGACGAAUGGGUGGAUAUUCAACAUUCUUCAGAUGAAGAAAUGGUAGAAGAAAUAAACUCAAAUAGCGAAGAUGAAGAAGAGAAUGAAGAGGGUUAUGAAGAAGAAGAUUCAGAGGAUUAUGAAGAUGAAGAUGAUAGUGGCACAGAAAAUGAAGAAAAGUCGCUGACAAAAGUAGAACGUAAGAAAUUGAAUGCACAACGUAGGAUACAAAGGAAAGUUGAUAAAGUAGAAUUGGCAAAGAAGGCUACUCUUGAACGUAUUCUAACUGAUGAAGAUUUCAAAAGAAUUGACAUGGCUAAUGUUAAAAAGCAAGUAUUCUCUUCAACUAAAGGAUUGAAAAGACUGGCUGAGCAAGACCUUAAGGAACGGUCUGAGUUGGUUAAACUAGGUGAUAUCGAGAAUAUUUAUAAAAAAAGGAAACACGAUAAAGCUUCUCGAGUUGAGAGUGUUAGAAAGGGUCAGGAGGGUAGAGAAUCCUUUGGUUACAAAGAUGGUAGAAUGAAUAUACAUUGCUCUAAGACUAACAGGGAGAAAAGGAAGACAAAGAACUUUCAGAUGAUGAGGCAUAAGGUCAAAGCAAAAGUAAAGAAGAGUUUCAAGGAUAAACAGGUUGCUCUCAGGAAUCAUUUGUUGAAGUUGAAGAAAAUGAAGUAAUGAGAAUGAAUUUAUAAUAUUUCACUUGUUAGGUUAUUGAAGUAGGAAAAUUUUGAAUCAUAAUUGUUUUGUUUUUAGAAUUUGAAGGAACUAAUUGCUUUAAGAAUAUCGAGUUGAAAAUAGAAAUAAAACCUAGCCUCUAAUAGUCCUAGAAUAAUUUGAAAGUAAUAUAUAUUCUGUAAAAACAAAAUACAAAAAUAAACAUUUUCUAUAACAA
Molecule: messenger RNA, 2444 nt
Organism: Harmonia axyridis
Lineage: Eukaryota; Metazoa; Arthropoda; Insecta; Coleoptera; Coccinellidae
Gene: Mys45A
Product: protein SDA1 homolog
Exons: 1
Coding region: 80-2227 (715 amino acids)
Biological process (GO): ribosomal large subunit export from nucleus; ribosomal large subunit biogenesis
Cellular component (GO): nucleolus
Source: RefSeq, a predicted model, not a curated record